Molecule: messenger RNA, 1923 nt
Organism: Acytostelium subglobosum LB1
Lineage: Eukaryota; Evosea; Eumycetozoa; Acytosteliales; Acytosteliaceae
Exons: 3
Coding region: 1-1923 (640 amino acids)
Molecular function (GO): metalloendopeptidase activity
Source: RefSeq, a predicted model, not a curated record
AUGGUAAAUAGAAAUGUUAUAAUUACAAUCGCAGUGGUUGUCACACUGAUUGUCGUGGCAAUCAUUGUCAUCCCAACUGCUGUAGUACUAUCCCGCAAAAAUAAUGAUGAGCCAGGUCCAAAUGGACCUGCCUACACCAUCAAGACCUUGAGAUUCGCUCAAACUCAUGUGAUACCUGCACAAGGCCUCAAUUGGAAGACCAGAAACAAUCAGACUACCGAACUCCAUUUAGUUGGUGAACGUGAUACUUUGGUGUUGGUCGAGUUUGAGGAUGUCAUUGAGCCAACUUACAGACCACGUCUCCAAGUUUGGUUGCCAACUGCCAACAAUCAAUCAAUUGUUGAGCUGGCCACAACCAUCGACAUGAACCUGCCCAUAGAGUUGCCGCCAACAGAGUCCAACGGUACCAUGUAUGGCGCCAACAACACAUACAGUGUGCGCCUUCCCGCCAAGUACGUCCUGCCACGCAUGCAAGUCACCUUCAAGAACAACCAUCACAACUCCACCGAGCCAGUUGCACCCAUCGUCGGCUUUAGUUCAUCGGCCUUCCUCUACGUGUUGCCAUUCUACUUGUUUGGCGCCGAUGACAACAACUCUGUGCCCUUUGAUCGCGUCAAGGUUGAGCGUCCCGCCGUAGUCCCAUUCAUCUACCAACAGUGGCCCGUGUCCAAGCUCUCGGUGGUCAAUCACGGCCUCGGCAAGAUGGUAUUCAAGACUCUGGUCCAACAUGAGACUGGAUAUGAUGCCAGAGUACUCGAGGACAAGGAUGAGAUUGUGUUGCAUGAUGGAUUCAAGUUGAUGGGCAUCGUGCUCAAUAUCAUCUCUGGUAUCUUUGCUGCCAAUGGUGAUGCAGGUCAGAACAAAUUGAUCUGGUCGCCCUUGAUGGCACUCAACAAUCAAUCAAAGUUCUCUGAUGCCGGUGGUGGUCUUGGAGGAGGCAAGAGAGGCACUGGAAGCGUGAGUGAUGGUGUAAUGAUCCACGAGAUUGGCCAUGCCCAAGGUCUUCCACAUGCUGGUGAAUGGUACGAUAAUGGUGGAUACCCUUACGUUAAUGGAAGUUUGAUUGGCUCUGCCUGGGGCUUCAACAUGGACACCAAUGAGUUCCUCACAAACCUCAUCCCCACCAACUCUUCCGGUUACAAGAACUGCAACACUAGCAAGGUUAUGCUUAAUAACAAAUGUGUGAAGCAGGAUCCAAUGCAGAGUGGCAGUGGCACCCAGGCCAAGGGCUACCCCUACGCCAUGUUUGCCGACUUCAACGUUGGCAAGAUCCAGAACUUCUUUGAGGGAGAUACCGUCGUCACCAAGGAUGGUGCCCACUCAAUCAGUGCGCUCAAGACAUUUGUUCCCGAGACCAAGUCCUACAUCCAGUGGGACAGCAUCGAUCUCAAGAACGUGCCAUUCAACAUCACCAACUCGACCAACGGCAUGAACGGAAUGGACGCUGGCAUGCCCGUCAUCUACGAUGUACCAGUCUACACCGUGUUCAUCCAGUACAUCAACGCGCCAACAUCGGCGUGCAAGGACUGCAGCAUCAUCUACCCGUUGGUCAAGUGGACCGGCAACCUGCUGCGCCACAUCGACCCGACCGACCCAGCUCAGAUCGCCCAGAUCCCCAUCGACAAGGGACCUCUGGCAUGGUAUUGCCAGGGCUCUGGCUGCGACUUCACACUGCGCGUGACAUACACCGACAACUCAAAGUAUGUAAAGUUGUUGCAGGAGGGUGUUCGCAAGUAUUACGAUGGAGAUGGUCCUGUGAACCCUGCCUGUCUGGACCCCAAGGACUCGGCAAGCACCUUCCUCUUUGUUGAGAACAUCCCCGCCAACAAGGACGCUCGUCUCGUCGAGUUGUUGUGGACUCCAUACGGAUACAACACAACCACACAAGCCAAUGCCAAGGUAUUGGUAUCUAAAUCAUUCUAA